UGCAGAUGAUAGAACUCCAAAGAAGGCCAAAGCUUUUAACACAAAUACACAACCAAAGAGUUUCGCUCAGGAAAAACAAGAAACAAACAACAGUAAACCAAAGCCACCCUGCUCAGUCUGUAAAAGUGAAGCUCAUGGUAUCAUACGGUGUCCAACUUUCGCAGCCAAAAGUGCUGAGGAUAAAAAGGCAUUCAUCCAUGAAAAUCGGCUCUGUUUUGGAUGUUUGAGAAAGGGUCAUAUGACCAAAGAUUGUAGGAGACGACACACAUGUAACACAUGCAAUCGUCAUCACCCAGCCUGCUUACACAAAGACAGGAAACAAAGACCUGUGGAAGCAAUGACGAAUAGCUCCACUUUCACAGAAGAACAUGCAAGCCAGGAAACACACAAGGUCAUGUCCCACACAUCAACACAACAUGCAUCUGCUACCUCAGGUAUUGUCCCAAUUUUUGUGUCUACAGUACAAGAACCACACAGAGAAAUACUCACAUAUGCUAUACUGGACACACAAAGUGACUCAACAUUUGUCUUAGAAGAUGUACUUGAUAAAUUGAAUGUAGACGUCCAACCAGUAAAGCUGAAACUUAGUACUGUGACAGCCAUCAACACAAUCAUAUCAAGCAAGAGUGUUCAUGAUCUACAGGUUAGAGGACUCUACUCUGAUAGCUCCAUCCAACUCCACCAGGCCUACAGCCGUGACUUUAUCCCGGUGGACAAGUCUUACGUUCCAACGAAGGAAACAGCAUCACUGUGGCCUCAUCUCAGAAACUUGGCAGAUAAGUUACCACCCCUUCAAGACUGUGAUGUAGGGCUCCUAAUAGGAUAUGACUGUCCAGCAGCACUGGCUCCUCUUGAAGUCAUCUUAGGUGACAAAAAUCAACCGUUCGCACAGAGAUCAGAACUAGGAUGGAGUAUAAUAGGCUCAUCAAACCCCCACCUAGACAGACAAGGAAGUCAAAGCUUUGUGCAUCGGUUAACAGUAAAAGAACUGCCAGUUCCAUUGCCGACAGAUGUUCUAAAGACCCUGGAAUCAGACUUUAUUGAGAGAACUUAUGAGGAUAAAUAUGUGUCCCAAGAUGAUGUGCUUUUCGUACAGUUCCUCAGUGGCCACAUCACACAGAAGAAGAGCGGGUAUUAUGAGAUGCCACUCCCUUUCACAGGCAACAGUCAGCCCAACCUACCAAACAACAAGAAGCUAGCCACAGUCCGCCAGCAGUGUUUCAAGAAAAAAUUAAAGACCACCAAACAAAACCAGCACAGUGAACAUGUAACUGUCGAGGAGCGUGAGAAGGCCGCUGAGAAAGUGAUUAAGAUUGUACAGCAGCAAGCAUUCCCCCAAGAGAUAAAGAUGCUUCAAGGUGAAAAAUGCCUUCCAAACUCAAGCUCUAUCUUCAGUCUGGAUCCCAUCUGGUCUGAAGGACUGCUCCGUGUUGGUGGGAGAUUAAAACAAUCAUCUCUCUGUCACAAACUGAAGCAUCCAGUCAUCUUACCAAACAACAGUCACAUAUCUAAGCUGAUUGUGUCCCACUACCACGCCAAGAUAUGCCAACAAGGUCGAAGCCAGACACAAAUGGAGCUUAGGAGCAAUGGAUUCUGGGUCAUUGGUGGGAGCAAGCUGGUUGCCAAGUUGAUACGCACAUGUGUGCUUUGCAGGAAACUUCGACGGCCGACAGAGAGUCAGCGGAUGGCUGAACUUCCUAAAGAACGUCUUGAAGCCUCAGCACCGUUCACGUACAGCGGCAUGGACUGUUUUGGACCGUUUAUUGUAAAGAAAGCCCGCAAAGAAUACAAAAGAUAUGUACUCAUCUUCACAUGUUUGUACUCUAGAGCUGUCCAUAUCGAGAUGCUUGAAGAUUUGUCGACAGACUCAUUCAUGAACGAAUUGAAAUGCUUUAUCAGUCUGAGAGGAGCUGUCAGACAACUACACUGCGACCAAGGUUCUAACUUCAUUGGCGCCAGAAAUGAGUUUAAGGAAGCACUUAAACAAUGUGACACCAAACUACUGGAAAUCUUCCUGACUGAAAGGCAGUGCGAAUUUGUAUUCAACGCCCCCUCUGCCAGCCACGCAGGCAGUGUCUGGGAACGGCAAAUCAGAACCGUUAGGAAUGUACUGAAUGCCACCUUCGCACGGUGCCCGGGUCGACUUGAUGACGCCUCUCUUAGAACUCUGUUAUAUGAGGCUAUGGCUAUUGUGAACAGCCGCCCAUUAACAGUAAAUGGAAUCAAUGAUCCACAGGCGCUGGAACCUUUAACACCGAAUAACCUCAUCAUGAUGAAAUCUAAAGUUGCUCUUCCUCCCCCGGGAGGAUUUGUACGCUACAAAGAGAUGGAGAAGAGUUCAAUACCUCAUCGAACAAUUCUGGGGUCGCUGGAAAAAGGAAUAUUUGCUCAACAUAUCCACAAGACAGAAAUGGCACUUACCUCAGCGCAACCUCAGAGUCAACGACUUUGUCAUCAUUAAAGACGACAACCUCCCGAGAAAUCAUUGGCGACUAGGACGAGUGGUGGAGACUGUUCUAGACAGAGAUAGCUUAGUCCGUCGAGUCAAAGUACAAGUCGGAGAGCGAAAGUCUCAAAGAAAUCAAGAUCUCCCCUCUAAACCUUCAGUUAUUGAGAGACCAAUCCAAAAAUGAGUGCUUCUCCUUGAGAAUUGAUCAGAACAAACAGACUGACUAUUGUUUAUUGUGUACGAUUACAGUACGGUUCACAUAGAUAGUUAAACGUGAAGUUACUCAUUUAUGACAGUCAAAAAAUCCUGUACAAAUCAUUUGCUCUUUGUGUAUUUUGUUCAUUCCUUGUAUCAGGAUUUGGUGGGAGUGUAAAUGGCAGCAAAUUUUGUUCAUGAGAAAAAUGCAGUUCUGUCAUGUUACGUUUUUUUUGUGCCUUUAUUUUGAAGAGCCCACUCUUAUUCUGUUACUUCCUUUAUUGCUGGUGCUUGACUUCCUGCUGCCGUUCCGUCUGACAACAGCAUACUCACGUUACUCCAGGACUGGAGAGUCACUACGAGCUGUGUGUGGAAGCUAGGCUAACUAGCUGAGCAAACUUAGCGCCCUUGGAAGCGGAAGGAGGUAGGAGGAGACUAAUGGUUUAUUUAUUGUGAAACAAGUGGUUCAUUUCAUUUAAAACAAACGGGA
This is a messenger RNA of Entelurus aequoreus (snake pipefish), 3134 nucleotides long. RefSeq lists its product as uncharacterized. The record is from RefSeq and is a predicted model, not a curated record. The transcript is spliced from 2 exons. Gene Ontology annotation, biological process: DNA integration. Bases 239 to 2461 code for a protein of 740 amino acids. Lineage: Eukaryota; Metazoa; Chordata; Actinopteri; Syngnathiformes; Syngnathidae. Gene Ontology annotation, molecular function: nucleic acid binding.